Molecule: messenger RNA, 1452 nt
Organism: Trichoderma breve
Lineage: Eukaryota; Fungi; Ascomycota; Sordariomycetes; Hypocreales; Hypocreaceae
Product: fungal specific transcription factor domain-containing protein
Exons: 5
Coding region: 1-1452 (483 amino acids)
Source: RefSeq, a predicted model, not a curated record
AUGGAUGAUAGAAGAAGACAACCGGAACGCAACCGUGAUGGUAACCGUGAUAGCAACCGCCCCCGGUUUGAGUUCAUAACUGUCUCUGGAACAAACAUUCGUGGCGAUACUGAAACUCGGAGGCGUGUCAGAAGCCGAGCGCAAGCUGAUUAUCGUCGGCGCAACCCACCUCCACCGCGGAAUGCUUUGACCGUUGACCUUGAUGUUGGGUCAUGGCUUCAGGCUUUAUCGCGCGAUGCAGCUCUGAGACCACAGCUCGGUGAACCAGCGCCGCUAGAUUUGCAACAGGUCAAUGAAACGAUACAGAUUAACCCAGCAGGACACGAACUCAUAGGCGGAAGAGAGGGUGCUGGCAUUUUUUUGCUGGUGCCCUCGGAUCAGAGGCCACGCGCCCGCCAGUUAUGGAAUCAUUUGUACGGCGGAGGCUGCGUCAUCUUCAAAUCUAUGAUUGAGAUUGGGUUUCUCGAUAUUCUACAGGGAUCCGCAUCACUUACACAGAUGCUGUCGUCUUCCGCUUGGCACAGGAAGCAGGUGGGGACUGGGGAUCACGAGAGUAGCAUAGAUUAUGCGAGAUACUCUCUCAUGGCCACAAGAGCAUUACGACUACGGUUGGAUGAUCCGACCCAGAGAGCCAAUCUCGAAACCAUCAUAGCAAUUCUCACGUUUGCGGCGUUCGCAAAUCUGACAAGCAACCCGCAUCUCAUUAACGUGCAUCUUGAUGGACUCUCUCACGCCAUCAGUGGUGUUGGUGGCCUAACGGCGCUUCAGCAUCUGCCUAUUAUUUGGAUGAUGAUGUAUUGGAUUGAUAUACGCGGCAGCUAUCUCCAAGAUAUAAAACCACGCUAUCCCCAGCCAUAUGAUAUCUUAUCAACUGAGAGCCGACUCCGAAUUGCCACAAUGCCCGCGGCGAGACCAUCCGAUAGCGACAGCACACUAAGCCAGGAUCCAGCAGUUGUCCACAUUUUUGAUGCGAUACAGCAGGUCAAUUCUAUUUUAACUGCCGAAGCAAAUGCACGAGGCGACGCGUUCUGGCGAACAGUUCUGUUCCCGGGCUUUCACUUUGCCCCGAUUCUUUACGACCUUUUAUCAUUACCUAGGGAGACGGACGGUGUGUCUACACAAUUUUCAAAGCGAAGAGAAUGCUUCCGGCUGGCCGGUAUCCUUUACAUUAGUGAAGUGCGGGCUAAAUUUGGGAUGGACAACACCGGAGCCACAUCGUACGCAUAUAAGUUAUUACUGGCAUUGAAGAGUCGCGAUAUGUUGGUCUCAUGGGGUAGCGACAACGACUUCUUACUCUGGAGCCUCGUUAUUGGAUCUGUCUCCCUAUGCGUACCCGAAACCCUGCGUCUUGAGUUUAUGGAACUUUUGUCAGAAUACCCAUCUAUCACCGGAGUUGCAUCUCUUCGCGACGCUAUACCCCCUGAGUUUCGAAGUUCAUAUGAAGCUACGUGA